CAACAGGACCUGUCAUCUUCUCCAGCUCUUGGCAAGCAGCAGUCCAUCACAGACAUCUUUGGGUCUCCAAACUCUGCUUGUCUCUCUCAUGAUCCAAUCCAGAAAUGAUUGCAGAGAAGAACAUCAAACUCACACUUUUCAUUCUUCUCUGAACUACCUGUUUUAUCUCCAGAGAGGCCAAAAAAAAGUCCACAUUAAAUCAACGGAUCCUUCAGGAAUAUGGAGAAGGGGACCUCUUUUGGAUUGUACCAUCUAUGUGUCCUCUUGACUGUAUUGGUGGCUUUUUGCCCUUGUUCCCAGGGAAACUGGAUGUGGUUGGGUGUCACAUCGUUUGGGGUUCCUGAGAAAUUAGGAUGCAGCAAUCUUCCACUGAGCUCCCGCCAGAGGGAAAUGUGUAAAAAGAAACCCUACCUACUGUCCAGUAUCCGUGAAGGUGCCAGACUCGGAAUCCAAGAAUGCAAAAACCAAUUCAAAUACGAGAGGUGGAACUGCUCCAUCUCACCCAACAUUUAUACCUCAAGCCAAACUUUCUCCCUCUCAUUUGUAUCGUCAUCACUAUCAUCAGCCAAUUCACUCUUUGGCUAUGAGCUGAGUAGCGGCACCAAAGAAACCGCUUUUAUAUCUGCUGUGACUGCCGCAGGUCUUGUGCAUUCUGUGACGAGGUCAUGCAGUGCGGGAAACAUGACGGAAUGUUCCUGUGACACAAGCCUUCAGAAUGGGGGCUCUGCCAGCGAAGGGUGGCAUUGGGGUGGCUGCUCGGAUGACCUCCAGUAUGGAAUGUGGUUUAGUCGAAAGUUCCUUGACACCCCAUAUAAAAAUUCCACUUCGUAUGAGUCUGAUGUGCUCAGAGUAAUGCAAUUACAUAACAAUGAAGCUGGAAGACAGGCUGUAGUCAAGCUUAUGACUGUGGAUUGUCGCUGCCAUGGGGUCUCUGGGUCAUGUGCCGUAAAAACCUGCUGGAAAUCAAUGUCCUCAUUUGAAAGGAUUGGUAAUUAUCUAAAGGACAAAUAUGAAAACAGCGUACAAAUAGCAGACAAGAUAAAACGAAAGGUACGGAGGAAAGAAAAGAAUUAUCGCAAAGUUCCCAUUCGAAAAGAGGACCUUAUCUAUACCAACAAAUCCCCAAAUUAUUGUGUAGAGGAUCUGAAACGUGGAAUAUCUGGGACACAUGGACGUGUAUGCAAUCGAACAUCAGAGGGACCAGAUAGCUGUAAUCUACUCUGCUGUGGUCGUGGUUAUAACACGCACGUGGUACGACAUGUGGAAAGAUGCGAGUGUAAAUUUGUCUGGUGCUGCUAUGUGCGAUGCAGACGAUGUGAAAGUAUGACUGAUGUCCACACUUGUAAAUAGUGUUUUCUCUGCAACAGAAAAAGUAUACGGACAAAAACAUUGCCUAUAUAACAGCAGAAUCAUACCUCCUGGAAUAAAAGGCAGGCACAAUGCCCCCAUGACACCUUGGUUUAUAUUUGUCAAGCAAAUCCAUCUUAUUAUGUGAUCAUUCUCACAUUUUGAGAAUAUUUCCACAACUUUCAGGGAUAUUAUGCAGAACACUCUCGAUAAACAGAAAGACUUUUACCAAAUUCACGUAGCCAAAUGAAUGUUUUAGUUACGGUAAUUCUUUAUUUUCGUACUUUGAUGCAGAAUGAUGGUUUAACCAGAUAUAUAACGUCAUAAUAAUAUAACGAAUAUUUAUGUUUCUUUGGAUGUGUGCAAGCAUGAAUCUUUAAAUGCAGGGAUAUGGAUUGCUAUUUUUGACAUAGAUGAGAAAUUAACCAAGCAAUGGCAGUUGAUGACAUAUUCAUGCUAUGGCCCAUUUAGACUUCAUCUUGAUAAGUUUUAUAGUUUUAUAUAGGGUAUCAAUUAUUAGCUUCUAAGGCCUUUCAAAGACAGCUCUUGUUCUUCAAAUAUUCACUUAUUGAUUGAAAAAUUAGAACAUUUACUGUGAAAUUCCAAAAUCUCAGUGACUUAGCAGAAUUUGAUCAAUUUGGUGUUGGGGCAAAGGUAAAGGAAUCCUUAAGUUUCAGGUGACUUCUAAGAAUGAACAAUUUAGUAUCUCAUAUCAUUGGAUUGCAAAGACCCAGCAUUCUACCAAAAAAAUGAUUAUGCCUCGGUGCUUACAAAUACGUUUGCAAAAAAGAGAGAACUCACAGGACUUAAUAUCCAAAAUGCAAAGUUCCACUUAAUUGCAGAACAGUGACUUUAAGCAAAGAAUUGACGGUUCAGUCCUCUUAUCUUGAGAAAAGGCUGCGAGAGGACUGAGAUGUCAGUGUUUUGUUUCAAGUCACUGUGUUGCAAUAAAGAGCAACAUUGCUUUUUUGGAAUAUAAAGCCCUGUGUGUGCUAAACAGGUACAUAACUUUUGGUUUAAGUAACAUGCAAAUGGAGUUCACAUUGAACUCUUUGUUGGAGACAAAUUAGCGUGGGAUAACCAUUGAGUUUGUGUAUUAGAAAAAAAAAAGAAACUUACUCUGGGUUAUUCAGGUGAGAAAUUAUAGUGAAUUUCAAAUCUAAAUUGAAAACAGCGAACCUGGAAAAGUAAGCUGUGCCUUCAGUCCCGUUACUUAUCCUAAAAUUUUUAAUUCAUUUUUGAAAACAUAUACAGCACUUCUCUUUUUGUACUUUUUUUUUUUC
Pelobates fuscus (common spadefoot toad) is the source of this 2630-nucleotide messenger RNA. It is a transcript of the gene WNT16, whose product is annotated as Wnt family member 16. The transcript has 4 exons. Bases 220 to 1350 code for a protein of 376 amino acids. Lineage: Eukaryota; Metazoa; Chordata; Amphibia; Anura; Pelobatidae. The record is from RefSeq and is a predicted model, not a curated record. Gene Ontology annotation, biological process: neuron differentiation; canonical Wnt signaling pathway; multicellular organism development. Gene Ontology annotation, molecular function: frizzled binding; cytokine activity. Gene Ontology annotation, cellular component: extracellular region.